CGACAAUUCGUCGACAAUUCUCCGGGAUUAGACAUUCGCCGAAAUAGUAAUGACUACUGGAACCAGAAGUGUCUCGUACGGCUGCGGCCUUAUAUUGUAGUUCUAGCUUUGGGGAGCUUGAUUCAUUCAAAAGCCUGAUGUUGGAAGCACCUCUCUGGCAAAUUCCUUUCAUCCUCACUCUCAUCUCACUCGACCACUCUCAACGUCUUUCAUCUUGACAAGCGCACCCUCCUCUCUCCCAUUGCGCAAUACCCAGACCGAAUCAAUCUCUAUUACCCCCUUUCACAAGAUGGCAUCAGACAUGAAGGCGACGGUUGAGCCCACCAAGAAGGGCUUCUCCGUCUGCGGUUAUGAGAAGAUCGAGUACGACUUCGAGUUCCUCGAUGGCGUUUUCAACAAGCAGAACAGUCAGCUGGCCGACUGUUACUCGCGCUGGAAGCGAUGCUUGGCUGUCAUGGACCUCAACAUCUUCAACAUCUACGGCAAGGAGAUGAAGGAAUACUUUGACCACUACAACAUUGAGCUCAAGAUUCAUAAGACCAUGAUUGGUGAGAAGGCCAAGUCCAUGGAGACGUUGCUGAGCAUCGUCGACUCCAUGACCGAGUUUGGUGUCUACCGCAAGGAGCCUGUUCUUGUUGUUGGAGGUGGUCUGGUCACAGACGUUGCAGGCUUCGCAUGCGCCGCCUACCGCCGUAACACGCCAUUCAUCCGCAUUCCCACAACAGUCAUUGGCCUGAUCGAUGCUUCUGUAUCCAUCAAGGUCGCUGUCAACUACGGCAACUACAAGAACCGUCUGGGCGCGUACCACGCACCAACCCACACAUUCCUCGACUUCACUUUCUUGCGAACUCUUCCCACCGCCCAGAUCCGCAAUGGCUUCGCCGAGCUGAUCAAGAUCUCUACUUGCGCCCAUCUGGAGACUUUCGACCUGCUUGAUCGUUUCUGUGAGGAGCUGAUCAAGACUGGUUUCGGUCGCACUGAUGGAGCUAGCAAGGAGGUCAGGGAUGCGGCUGAUAGGAUCAACCGCAAUGGUAUCCACGAGAUGUUGAAGCUUGAGACUCCCAAUCUGCACGAGAUCAUGCUUGAUCGUGUCAUCGCAUACGGCCACACUUGGUCACCCCUCCACGAGCUCUCCCCUGAUGUGCCUCUGCGCCACGGCCACGCCAUCUCCAUUGACAUGGCCUACUCCGCAACUCUGGCGCACGUCCUCGGAAAGCUCUCCUCGGAUGAGCAUCGCCGCCUGCUGAACCUCUUCUCCCGCGCCGGUCUCUCCAUGGACCACCCCCUCUUUGACGAGGACAUGCUCGAGAAGGCUACCUCUGCCAUCCUCAAGACCCGUGACGGCAAGCUCCGUGCCGCCGUUCCCUCACCUCUGGGUAACUGCGAGUUCCUCAACGACAUCUCCCACGAGGACAUGUGUGCUGCCCUCAAGGUGCACAAGGACCUCAUGAAGGAGUACCCCCGCCAGGGUGCCGGACUCGAGGCUUAUGUCGACGCCAGCGACACUGGUUACACGAUCAACGGCUCUUCCGUGGAGGAUGAGUCCCGCAAGUACAUGAACGGCGUCGAGCAGACCGUCACCCGCGACGAUACUAUCUCGUCCAACGGUUCUUCGACACCCGAGUAUGGCUUGUCAAAUGGCAAGAACUUGGACCAGGACAAGGCUACGUAUGCCGCUGCCGGCUUCGAGCCCGAGAUCCUGAAGAAGCUCAACGCUGAGGAGAUGAAGAGCUCCAGCACACAUGGCAAGGUCCACGUUGAUGAGGAGUGUUGCUAGAGCAGGCAUACCGAAAAGUUUUCCUUUGUAAAGCGGCGAAACGAGUAUUGUUAGGAUAAUUGCAUCAACUUAGGGGUCAUUAAAAACUCGAG
Molecule: messenger RNA, 1869 nt
Organism: Colletotrichum scovillei
Lineage: Eukaryota; Fungi; Ascomycota; Sordariomycetes; Glomerellales; Glomerellaceae
Product: 3-dehydroquinate synthase
Exons: 4
Coding region: 290-1777 (495 amino acids)
Biological process (GO): antibiotic biosynthetic process
Molecular function (GO): 3-dehydroquinate synthase activity
Source: RefSeq, a predicted model, not a curated record